AUGCUAGGGGUCACAAGUGGUGCUGUGUACUAUGGUAGUGCAAUUAUAGAUGGUAACCAGGGUACUGAAUGGAUUAAUGAGAAUGAGGGGAAUGUUGCAAAUUCGGGCUUGUUAACUGUAGAGGAGUGUCGUCAAAAAUUUAACUACUUUAUAAGGAAUUUUAACCUAGAUGGACAUUAUAUUUAUAGGGAAAGGCUAAUAUCUAAUGUAUCUAUCGGUAACUAUUCUUUGAUCAUUGAAACUCACCAUUUAACAGCAGAUGAUAUUGCAGGCUCAGAAAUGGGAGCCGCUACGGCUGACCAUACUAGUAUAGAUGAUAUUCAGAGCCAGAAAGAUGGUACAUCAGGUAUUGGAAUAUCUAGAGGUGUAGUAUCAUCUACUGGCCUAGUCCAGUGCUUUAGAAGAGCUCCUUUACGAUAUAUUCCAAUAUGUGAACAGGUUUUAAAAGAGAUAUAUUUGGACAUUACUGGUUCAGUAAAGAAUACGAGUUUGGAAUUGGAGAUGACAUUCGAUUCAAUUCCAGAUAUACAGUUACAAUUAAUUUCUAAUCAAGAACAAACAUUGAUUCGUGAUUUGAAGAGUGGGGCUAUGGAGAAAUUAGUGGUAGUUCCGGGAAUUAUUAUUCAAGCAUCCAGACCUCAAAAGAAGGCUAUAAAAUUGAGGAUAAUGUGUAGGCAAUGUAAAGUUAUUAGAACAUUGAAUAUUCCAGUUUGGAGACAAGGUGUACUUUUGCCAAGAGUAUGUGGUACCAUCCCAACUAGUGAAGCUCCUAAAUGUCCGUUAGAUCCAUUUAUUAUAUUAAGUGAUGAAUCGGAAUAUAUUGAUAUUCAAAGUAUGAAAUUUCAGGAACUACCAGAGCAUGUACCAACAGGAGAUAUUCCUAGGCAUAUUACAUUACAUAUUACAAGGAAUUUGAUAGAUAAAGCAAUACCAGGAAAUAGAUUACAUGUCAUUGGAGUUUUAUCUUCUGUUGAGAAGGAAACGUCUUCUAGAGGGAUAAGUUCUUCGGGAAUGUCUUCAAUUCGUUCAUCAUAUUUACAUGUUUUGGGUUUAAUAGGAUAUAAAUCAAGUGGAGAACUGAAGUUUUUUAAUUCACCAAGUAACUUGGUAAUGUCUAGUCUACUAUCUGAUCGCUAUAAUGAGAUUGAAGAAUUUAGGCGUCUUGCAGCUACCCCAAAUAUUCAAGAGUUAAUAAUGAGAAGUAUAGCUCCUGCUAUAUAUGGCAAUGUCUUAAUCAAGCAAGCUAUAGCUUGUUUGUUGUUUAGUGGCAGUGCUAAAACUCUACCAGAUGGUACUAAGAUUAGGGGUGAUCUGAAUAUCUUACUCUUAGGUGAUCCUUCUACAGCAAAAUCUCAACUAUUAAAAUUUGUUGAACAAGCAGCUCCAAUUUGCAUAUACACAUCUGGUAAAGGAAGUAGUGCAGCAGGAUUAACAGCAGCAAUAGUUAGGGAUCAUAGUAAUGGGGUAUAUGCACUAGAAGGAGGUGCGAUGGUUUUAGCAGAUGGAGGUGUAGUCUGUAUUGAUGAAUUUGAUAAGAUGAGAGAUGAUGACCGUGUAGCGAUUCAUGAAGCUAUGGAACAGCAGACUAUAAGUAUUGCUAAAGCUGGAAUUACAACUAUAUUGAAAGCUCAAUGUUCUAUUUUAGCAGCUGCAAAUCCUUCUUUUGGAUCUUAUGAUGAAACAAAGGAUAUUACUCAACAACAUGAUUUUGAGUCUACUAUAUUAUCUAGAUUUGAUCUUAUCUUUCUUUUAAAAGACGAAAAAGAUAUAACAAGAGAUAAACUCAUUGCAUCUCAUAUUGUUGAUCUCCAUUCAGGGAACAUGAAGGAUGGAUUAACAUUUGGAGCUGGAAAUUCUAAUGCUGAUGAUGAAUCAAUACUACCAUUAGAGAAAUUGCAACGUUAUAUUUCAUUUUGCAGAGAGAAUAUACAUCCUAGGCUAUCACUAGAUGCUGCAGCAAUACUAGAGAAUUUUUAUGUGCAAAUUAGGGAAGAGAAUCGUUCUAAUAACUCGGGGAAUAAGAUAACAGCUAGAAGAGAACGCAUCCCGAUCACUGUACGUCAGUUAGAAGCUAUAACAAGAAUCGCUGAAAGUUUAGCUAAGAUGGAAAUGCAAAGUAUUGCCUCUGAACGUCAUAUUGAAAUGGCUAUUAAGUUAUUUACAAAGGCUACUAUGGAAGCUAUCAGGUCAAAUAUUUUAUGGAUAGAUAAUUUAUCACCUUCUGAACAAGCUGCAAUAGUUGAUGCUGAGAAUGCCAUUAAAACUAGACUUCCAAUAAAAGCUAGAGCAAGCAAGGGGACAGUUGUUAAAGACUUAGCUCUUGUGGGAUUUGAUCCUCAUUAUCUUUCUAAGGCUAUUAAAAUUCUUGUACAAAAAGGAGAUCUUAUUGAGAGAUCGGACUAUUCAAUAGUUAGAGUUAGGUAGGGUAAUAUUUAGGAAGAUGCCAGAGAAUCAUGUAGACUAUAUUACAACUUGGUUGCAAUUGUAAAAUUGUAAAUUUCUGCAAUUCUGAUUCCUGGUACUAAAUUGGAAUAUCUUAAUUGUAUAUGUUAGCUCUAUCGAGAUAAGUAUAUUCAAUUAUGCAUACUCCAUAUUUACUUCUCAACUAAGCUCCGU
Cryptosporidium muris RN66 is the source of this 2616-nucleotide messenger RNA. Its product is annotated as DNA replication licensing factor MCM5, putative. The coding region runs from base 1 to 2424 and encodes 807 amino acids. The record is from RefSeq and is a predicted model, not a curated record. Gene Ontology annotation, biological process: DNA replication initiation; double-strand break repair via break-induced replication; DNA replication. Gene Ontology annotation, molecular function: ATP binding; single-stranded DNA binding; DNA replication origin binding. The transcript has a single exon. Gene Ontology annotation, cellular component: MCM complex; nucleus. NCBI's taxonomy places the organism in Eukaryota, Apicomplexa, Conoidasida, Eucoccidiorida, Cryptosporidiidae.